GAAAAGUUUAAAUAAAUUGUGGUGCAUGUAUGUGUGUGAGUGUGAUGUGAGAGGAAAUUAACCAUUUUUGUCGAUUUUCAUUUAGUAUAUUGUUGCUACGUCUCGAAUUUCAUGACGUCACAAAAUAUAGGUCAAGGUACAAGGCCUUUGUCAUUUUUGCACAUGCUCGCUGCGGUUUGUUUACAUUUUCUUUUGCAGCGAGUCACGCGUUUUUUUAAUUUUUCACGAAAACUAGUUUUAGCAAAUUACGGAAAAUAGUUCCGAUGAAAUGUUCAGUACACAGUAUUGGCCUCCGCAUUCUAAAUCAUACGGAAGCUAAAUUCGUCAUUCGUUCCGUUCGGUUUUCAUUGCCACGGCCGAACGUAUACGAAUUUAGUGAUUACAUUACUUUUUCUACAGUAUUAUUGGAACACACAACUGAAAUUGAAGAGCUCUUAAAGCAAAACGAACGAUAUUUUGAAGAAAAAAAGUAUUUAAUUUAAAUUCAAUUAUUGUUGGUGAAUUUGCAAAAUUGUUAAAAUAAAAAGCAUUUGUAAUCAGAUAGAAUUGAUAAGAAAAAUUUGGAUAUUAUUAGUUCCCAGUACAAAAACCAAUACAGGAAUGGCAUUGAGCACAGCUAAACACUUUUUCACCAAAUAUCCUCUGGCAAGAGGAAUGCUUGCGUACAGUAUAACGUGGCCAACAGGAAAUUUAAUUCAACAGACAAUUGAUGGCAAAAAAUGGGACACUUACAAUUGGAAUAAGUGCUUACAGUUUGCAUUGUACGGGUCACUUUAUGUCGCUCCAAGCUUGUUUGGAUGGAUUAAGUUGUCGUCGAAAAUUUGGCCAGUGUCCAAUUUUCGGACGGCGAUUAUGAAAACUGUAACCGAGCAACUGUCGUACGGCCCAUUGGCAACGGCAUCAUUUUUCUUCAUCUUGAGUUUGAUGGAUCACAAAACGGUUGAAGAAAGCAAACAAGAAGUUUGUGAAAAAUUCUGGCCAACAUACAAGAUCGGUGUUUUUUAUUGGACUACAGUGCAAACGUUGAACUAUACACUAGUUCCUGAAAGAAAUCGUGUGCCUAUUGUGAGCUUAUUUGGCUUAAUUUGGACAACGUUUUUAGCAUACAUGAAACAGACAUCACCACCACAUGAACACAAUAAAGUGCAACAUAUUGUAGAUGCUGAUUAACACAAACAUUCCGCCGCACUCAGAGAAUGAACUAAUUACCUUUAUGCUGUUUUGUUUGACAAUUAUUAACUCAUUGUAUCAUUGUUUUUGAAGCAAUUUAAUUUAUAAACGAAUUAUUUUUUUAAAGCCAAAUGAUGCGUGUUAGAGAAGUCUUUACGAGGUAUCCCUUGAUCAGAGGUAUGGUGUCCUACAGUUUAAUCUGGCCAACCAGUGCGUUUAUACAGCAAAAAAUUGUGGGAACACAAUGGGAUUCAAUUGAUUGGGCCAAGUGUGUUAGGUUUUCUAUCUAUGGUGGUUUCUAUGUAGCGCCGACACUUUACACAUGGAUUCGAAUAUCAAGUCGAUUAUUUCCACAAAACACACUCCGAGCGGCUGUAUCAAAAGGUUUGCUAGAACAAAUCUCGUAUACCCCAAUUGCCAUGACGAGUUUUUAUUUUCUCAUGAGUUUACUCGAAGGCAAAAGUAUAGAAGGUGGAGUCGAUGAGGUGAAAAGUAAAUUUUGGCCAACAUACAAGGCUGCAAUGUGUAUAUGGCCGGCCGUUUCGACGUUCAACUUUGCAUUGGUACCCGAAAAAAAUCGUGUUGUUUUCAUAAGCGUAUGUAGUUUAAUGUGGACCUGUUUCUUGGCUUAUAUGAAACAAUUAAGUAUCGAAACCGAAACUAACGCUUCAAAUACAACACAAUUCGAACAACACAACAACUAGUCAUGUUCGAAAAUACGUUUAUUUCGAAAUGUCACUUUUGACAGUUCGCAUUAAAUUGUUUAGUCAGUAAGUUAGUACAUUUUAUAUAGUACACAUUGACAUCGUAAAUAAAUCAAAAGGUCACACAAAAAAAAAA
Contarinia nasturtii (swede midge) is the source of this 2010-nucleotide messenger RNA. Its product is annotated as mpv17-like protein. The coding region runs from base 1302 to 1874 and encodes 190 amino acids. The transcript is spliced from 8 exons. The record is from RefSeq and is a predicted model, not a curated record. Lineage: Eukaryota; Metazoa; Arthropoda; Insecta; Diptera; Cecidomyiidae. Gene Ontology annotation, cellular component: cytoplasm; membrane.